UUAUCUGUUAACUCAAUGAUGCACAGUCUGCGCGGCACGGUCUUCUCCUUCUUGGUCAUUUUCAGCAUUUGUAUGGCUGUGAAAAUAUCCACUCCGCCGCAGGAAGUGACAGCCACUUUCAAAUCAGACGUACUACUGCCGAGUUUUUUUAAACUGAGCAGCCCACAAUAUGGACUGAAAUAUACCACUGCAAAAUGGACAAGAGCAAAAGACAAAUCAAAAUUGUCAGAGCUGAUUUAUAAGAAUGUAACAAACUACAGCCGUGCAAAUAUGUCAGAAAGUGAACUAAAGAAAGGGAAUGCCUCCCUAAGUCUCAGUAUGGUCACCUUUGAAGAUGAAGGAGAAUAUCUAUUUGAGAUAGAAGAAGCAGCAGAAAUCCCCCAAAGUCUCAUCAUUGUGCUAAAAAUUAUUGAGAAGGUAGAGAAGCUCUUCUCUGAGGCAGUGACUGAAGGUGCAAACAAGAUGAUCACUGACCCCAUCUCAGUUACAACUCAAGGGCCAACUGUGGGAAAAGUGAUGGUAAUAGUGGGGCCAACACUGGCCGCACUGGGGGUGCUAGCUGCACUGGUAUGCUUGUAUGUGAAACGGCGACUAUUUCUGAAAAGCUGCAUAGCUUAUCGGAACAACUGUUGCAAUGAUCCUGAAAACCAAGAGGCUAACAACUCCAGACCGGAGAACAUACCUCUGCAGCAAGUACUCUGAAUCAGAACACAACUUACUCUGAACUGAACAAUGGAGACAGUGAGACACCUUUGGGCACUUCGCAGUGAUGAAGGACACGUUUUGUGGAUUUUCUACCAUACUACUGAAGAAGAAGUGGUGCCCAUUUGCACUUGUUGCUGUUCUCCCUAAAAAAUGCACUUUGAGGUUUAGGGUUGUCAGU
Molecule: messenger RNA, 883 nt
Organism: Polypterus senegalus (gray bichir)
Lineage: Eukaryota; Metazoa; Chordata; Cladistia; Polypteriformes; Polypteridae
Exons: 6
Coding region: 16-702 (228 amino acids)
Biological process (GO): T cell costimulation; cell surface receptor signaling pathway; immune response
Cellular component (GO): external side of plasma membrane
Source: RefSeq, a predicted model, not a curated record